CAAUUUUCCCCGAGACAUUUGCUUCACCUUUUCAAGCCUUACAAGAUGGAUUUUGAUGGGGAAGAUGGUCCUCCUCUGUUGGUCGAUAUUGAGGCUAAGGAAGAUGACAGUCUUGAAGAGCCAAAACCAGUCAAGGUACCCAUCACUAUAGUGACCGGAUACCUGGGAGCCGGUAAAACCACCCUGAUGAAUUACAUUUUGAAUGAACAACAUGGCAAGAGGAUUGCUGUCAUAUUGAAUGAGUUUGGUGACUCCGUGGAUAUCGAGAAGUCCUUGACAGUCAGUAAAGGCGGUGAACGAGUAGAAGAAUGGCUCGAGGUUGGCAAUGGUUGCAUUUGCUGUUCAGUGAAGGACUCAGGAGUCAAUGCAAUUGAGUCCUUGAUGGAGAAAAAAGGUGCCUUCGAUUACAUCCUCCUCGAGACCACGGGUUUGGCGGAUCCAGGAAACCUGGCACCGUUAUUCUGGGUCGACGAAGGACUUGGCAGUACCAUCUACCUUGAUGGCAUCGUCACACUGGUUGAUGCCAAGAACAUUCUUAAAAAUCUCGACGAACCUGUUCAGGAGACCAUACAGCAUGAAGAGCACGACGAGCAUGGUGGCCCUGUAAUGACGACAGCACAUCUGCAAAUAUCACACGCCGAUGUUGUUGUUGUUAACAAAUCCGAUUUGGUCAGUGAAGCUGAGCUUCUUGCCAUACAAGAAAGAGUGCAGGCCAUCAAUGGACUUGCUAAACUCCAUGUGACCGUACAAGGUCAAGUACCACGUCUCGAAGGCUUUCUAUUAGACCUUCAUGCCUAUGAUGAAGUUGGAUCGCUUGAUGUUGCCAGCAAAGGCCACAGCCAUCUAGAUCCGACCAUCGCUACAGUCACGAUCAACGUUCCAGUCUUGCAAGUCGGACAGCUGCCAAAUCUUGAUGCUUGGCUGAGAUCCAUCCUUUGGGAUUCCAAGCUACCUACUCUGGAUCACGGAAGUCUUAUAAAGGAUGACAAUCAUGGCAAUAUUGAAUUACAUAGGUUAAAGGCGAGGCUCCCCCUCUCAAAUGGAGAAGUAAAGAUUGUGCAAGGAGUUCGAGAAGUGUUUGAAAUCUUGGACUCCCCAGAAUCCAGCCACUCAAAAGUGGACGUUACUUCUCGGACAACGGGCAAGAUUGUCUUGAUUGGAAGACGUAUCAUCGAUAUCCCGUUCGAGAAAAGCUUCCUCGAUACAAUUGGGUCAUAGCAAUUGCCUUGCGGAGGUCUUCGCUCUUUCAAUACAAUCUCACUGCGAGCGAUAUUGCACCUCCCGACUAGACAUUCGAUCCCGUUCAAAAACUCACGAAGAAUGAAUUCUCCGAUGGACUUACAAAAUUCAAAAGCAAGGUGAGAUAUGAGAUAUCAAGCUUGCCAGGAAUGUUUCCGAUCCAUUCGUUAAACUGACUCAGAGCGUGAAGUCUCGCGGCGGUUGGUGCUCACAUGGAUCUCGCUUGACCGCCAUGGUCGUAUCUGGUGCUAAAAUGCUUGCUUUACAAAUUGUUUUAAACAGGCCUCAUUGAGAACAACUCCAGCAGCUCCUAUUUACGAAGUAUCAAGUUGGAUAUUGCUGACAUCAAUGUUUGGAAAGAAGAUGCGAACUUACAGUCAACUUCUUAACCGCGAGCAGCAGAGCAACACCAUGAAGGGAAUUGCAG
Hyaloscypha bicolor E is the source of this 1666-nucleotide messenger RNA. RefSeq names its product cobW-domain-containing protein. NCBI's taxonomy places the organism in Eukaryota, Fungi, Ascomycota, Leotiomycetes, Helotiales, Hyaloscyphaceae. Gene Ontology annotation, cellular component: cytoplasm. Bases 46 to 1218 code for a protein of 390 amino acids. The transcript has 6 exons. The record is from RefSeq and is a predicted model, not a curated record.